CCUUGCCAGUUUAUUCGUCAAUCUUAGUGGUGUGUUGCUCAACUCGAUGUAAGAUUUGUCAUCUACGAAGUAUUCAGAUAAAAUAUACAUAUACUUUUACUGUAAAGACCAUUUAGUUUAAUUACUAAAUAUACUGUGUAUCCAAUAAAUCAAAUAUAAAGUGCAAAAAAAGAAGCGAUAUUGUGUAACUUUGUGUUUAAAAUUUAUGGUGCGGACUAAAAUCAAUACAAGAUGAAUUCUAUAUCAAGAACACCAAAAACUACGCCUAUAACGGAUGAUUACGAUAUAUCUAACACGGUCCUCGGCCUUGGUAUUAACGGAAAAGUGGUAGAAUGCAAGGAGAAGAGAACUGGUAUGAAACGAGCGCUGAAAGUGCUGCACGACAGCGCUAAAGCUAGACGCGAGGUUGAACUACAUUGGCGUGCAAGCGGCUGCAUUCAUAUAGUCGAGAUAAUAGAUGUCUACGACAAUACAUACGGUGGUAAGCGCUGCCUACUCGUCGUGAUGGAGUGCAUGGAUGGUGGCGAGCUGUUCCAGAGGAUACAGGACAACAGAGAAGGCGCAUUUACGGAGAGGCAAGCUGCAGAGAUUAUGCAUUCGAUAUGCGUCGCUGUACGUCACCUCCACGAUUCGAACAUAGCACACCGGGAUAUCAAACCGGAGAAUCUCCUGUACACAAGCAUGCAACCGAACGCAAUACUAAAACUAACAGACUUCGGUUUCGCUAAGGAGACAUUGACACCCGCCGAUACACUGCAGACGCCGUGCUAUACGCCCUACUAUGUUGCUCCAGAGGUGCUGGGACCAGAGAAGUAUGACAAAUCGUGUGACAUUUGGUCAUUGGGAGUCGUGAUGUACAUUCUUCUGUGUGGGUUCCCCCCAUUCUACUCCAACCACGGCCUGGCCAUAUCGCCAGGCAUGAAAAAGCGUAUUAGACUCGGGCAGUAUGACUUCCCAGAGCCGGAAUGGUCGAAUGUUUCGUCUGAAGCAAAAAAUCUGAUCCGUGGGAUGUUGUCUGUGGAUCCAGCGAAACGUCUCACAAUACACCAGGUGAUGGCCAGCCCGUGGGUGCGGCAGCACGCGCAGGUGCCGCAGACGCCGCUCUACACGCACGCGCUGCUGCGCGACGCGGGCGACGCGUGGGCCGACGUGCAGGACGAGAUGACGCGCUCGCUCGCCACCAUGCGCGUCGACUACGACCAGGUACAAAUCAAAGCGCUGGAACAGAGCAACAACUCGCUGCUUAAUAAACGACGAAACAAAGUAGGCGCUUGAGAAAUUUAAAUAGUAAAUAUAAAUGACCCGACAGUGUGACCAGAAUAAUUAAUGUUUCAAUUGUUUUUUUUUUUUU
Vanessa tameamea is the source of this 1351-nucleotide messenger RNA. It is a transcript of the gene MAPk-Ak2, whose product is annotated as MAP kinase-activated protein kinase 2. Bases 232 to 1275 code for a protein of 347 amino acids. NCBI's taxonomy places the organism in Eukaryota, Metazoa, Arthropoda, Insecta, Lepidoptera, Nymphalidae. Gene Ontology annotation, molecular function: ATP binding; mitogen-activated protein kinase binding; calcium/calmodulin-dependent protein kinase activity. Gene Ontology annotation, cellular component: nucleus; cytoplasm. Gene Ontology annotation, biological process: peptidyl-serine phosphorylation; protein autophosphorylation; intracellular signal transduction. The record is from RefSeq and is a predicted model, not a curated record. The transcript has 8 exons.